CACACAACUAACAACCCAACUCCCUCAAUUGUCAAUAAACAAUACAAGUAGUUAACAAACAAAUAAGAAUGCAUAUGAGAAAGUCAUUGGUUCCACCUUGUUUGGUAUUUCAAUCAUAAAAUGCAAAUAAAAGAUGUUGUAUGAGAGUCAAGAGAUGAGGAUGAGAAUGGAAUUAGUUGGAAGACAAGAAGAAGAACAACAACAACCACCAUUUGAGAGGAAGAGUAGGAGAACAAGAAGAAGAACGACGACGACGAUUAGUAUCGUAGAAGAAGAUGAAGAUGAAGAAGAGAGGUUGGAGAUUGUGGAUCUGAGUGGCAUGUCUAUGGACUCUCUUCCUGUCAAUCCUACUAUCAAUUUGGGAGUUAUCUCCAAAUUAGACCUCUCCAACAAUAAUCUUCAGAUUAUACCAGAGUCUUUAACAGCAAGACUACUUAACUUGGUGGAGUUAGAUAUGCAUUCAAAUCAGCUCAAGUCCAUUCCAAACUCUAUAGGUUGCUUAUCAAAGCUCAAACUUCUCAAUAUUUCUGGAAAUCUCCUACUGUCGCUCCCUAAAACUAUUGAGAAUUGCAGAUCAUUGGAAGAGUUGAAAGCCAACUUCAAUAUGCUUACUCAUUUACCAGACACCAUUGGAUUUGAGCUCAUAAAUCUCAAGAAGCUUUGUGUAAAUUCAAAUAAAAUAGCAUACCUUCCAUAUUCCACCUCCCACUUGACUAACCUUCGUGUGUUAGACGCCAGGCUAAACUGCCUAAGGUCUCUCCCCGAUGAUCUCGAAAACCUAAUCAAUCUUGAAAUCCUAAACGUUAGCCAAAACUUCCAGUACCUCACAACAUUACCCUAUUCAGUAGGGUUUCUCAUUUCCCUGCAUGAACUAGAUGUUAGUUACAACAAGAUUACUGAGUUGCCGGAUUCAAUUGGUUGCUUGAAGAAGCUCCAGAAGCUUAGUGUUGAAGGCAACGGUCUCGUUUCUCCCCCACCGGACGUUGUGGAACGAGGGAUACAUGCUGUGAAGCAAUACUUGUGUGAAAAGAUAAAUGGAAUGCAUGGCAAGUCGCCUAAGAAGAAGUCUUGGUUUGGAAAGCUAGCAAGAUGUAGCACCUUUAGUGGUGCCAACAUACCAAGAGAUGAUAGAGAUGAGUGUGGUGUUCCAAGUAAUCGAACUAUUGACGCAAUUGCUUCGCCGAGAUUUAUGGGCAUGCUUUCUCCUCGUCGUCUCCUCUCUCCCAAAACCUACUUCUCGAAAUAAGGAAGUUAUUUGAUGGAAGGUACACUUGCAAGAAGUGAUUUGCAAUAUUCAUUCUUAAUGUGCCAAGAGACUUUGCAACUUGCAUGGAUAUUGUGGUAGCUCUUGUUUUUUUUUCUUUUUUUACGUUUGAAAUCGUGUGUGGAUAUACAUUAUGUCCUGUAGAAUUUGUGGUCUUGAGAUUGUAUAUUACAGAUUUUAGUAGAUGAAUAGCCUCAUUGGUAUGUCUGAAUAUACCAAGGGUGGGGUAGUACUUUUUUGUUUUUUAUGACAUUGGGGUUGGGUGUGGAUGGGUUUAAGUUUAGUGUUUUUAGAAGAACUUUUAUACUGUAUAGCCGUCCACCAAAAUAAUAGUCAGCAGAUUUAUA
Messenger RNA from Lycium barbarum (goji berry), 1611 nucleotides. RefSeq names its product plant intracellular Ras-group-related LRR protein 6-like. NCBI's taxonomy places the organism in Eukaryota, Viridiplantae, Streptophyta, Magnoliopsida, Solanales, Solanaceae. The record is from RefSeq and is a predicted model, not a curated record. Bases 134 to 1246 code for a protein of 370 amino acids. Gene Ontology annotation, molecular function: protein binding. The transcript has 3 exons.